Spirometra erinaceieuropaei is the source of this 696-nucleotide messenger RNA. Lineage: Eukaryota; Metazoa; Platyhelminthes; Cestoda; Diphyllobothriidea; Diphyllobothriidae. The record is from the annotation of a GenBank genome assembly.
AUGGCCAACUACUAUCACCGUUUUCUUCCCCAUGGUGCUACCAUACUGCAGCCACUCAACAGCCUGUUGACCCACUCCAAGAAGACACUGGUGAUAACCGUGGAGGCCGUCAGGUCCUUCAGUGACGUCAAGGCCGCACUUUCCAGCGCAACACUGCUUUCCCACCCCCGCGCUGAUGCCCAACUAACCCUCAUGACAGACGCUUCCAGCACUGCCGUUGGUGCAUCACGUCAGCAAACUGGUAGUGGUGUUCUACAGCCUCCGGCUUUCUUCUCGAAGAAGCUCAGCCCAGCAGAGACCCGCUACAGUGUCUUCGGCCAAGAACUUCUCGCCGUCUACUUAUCCAUCCGGCACUUCCGACAUUUCCUCGAGUGUCGCGCAUUUGUCGUUCUAACAGAUCAGAAGCCACACGUUUUUGCACUGAGGGCCUCUCUCGAUCGAUAUUCGCCCCGUAAAAAUCGUCAUCUAGAUUUCAUCUCACAGUUUUCCUGCGACAUCCAACAUGUCCAUGGUAAGGAAAGUGUGGGUGCUGAUGCUCUUUUAAGAAUUGAGAUGGCUUCCAUUACAACAGACGCCAUAGACUUCACGUUCAUGGCUGAGGCACAACGUUUGGGUGACGAGCUCUCCCAAUACCGCCAGGAGGACUCUUCUUUGCGUCUUCAAAAUGCUCCCUUCCCACUGGCACUAACACUAUAA